Molecule: messenger RNA, 2515 nt
Organism: Ananas comosus (pineapple)
Lineage: Eukaryota; Viridiplantae; Streptophyta; Magnoliopsida; Poales; Bromeliaceae
Product: stromal 70 kDa heat shock-related protein, chloroplastic-like
Exons: 8
Coding region: 137-2263 (708 amino acids)
Biological process (GO): cellular response to unfolded protein; protein refolding
Cellular component (GO): cytoplasm; chloroplast
Molecular function (GO): misfolded protein binding; ATP-dependent protein folding chaperone; ATP binding
Source: RefSeq, a predicted model, not a curated record
UUCACUCCGCGCAACUCUUCUUCCUCGGUAGCCUCCUCUCGCGCUCUCUACGCUCUCCCAUUUUCCCCUUAUCCUCGGGAUUAGGGUUAGGGUUGGGGUUAGGGUUUACUCUCUCUCUCCCCAAAUUGCGCCAUCUAUGGCGACAUCCACGGCGUUCCUCGGCUCCUCCGUCGCCGGCGCCGCCGCGUUGCACUCCUCGAAGAACCCCUCCCGCCACUCCCGCAUCUCCUCCUCGAGCUCGCUCUUCUUCGGUAGCCGCCGCCGCCGCUCCGGCGCUCCCGAUGGGGCCUCGCUCCGCCUUCGGUCGGCGGCGGGGCGGGGCCGGGGGCCGCUCCGGGUGGUGUGCGAGAAGGUGGUGGGGAUCGACCUCGGCACCACCAACUCGGCGGUGGCGGCGAUGGAGGGGGGGAAGCCGACGAUCGUGACGAACGCCGAGGGGCAGCGGACGACGCCGUCGGUGGUGGCGUACACGAAGAACGGCGACCGCCUCGUGGGGCAGAUCGCGAAGCGGCAGGCGGUGGUGAACCCGGAGAACACCUUCUUCUCCGUGAAGCGGUUCAUCGGGCGGAAGAUGUCGGAGGUCGACGAGGAGGCGAAGCAGGUGUCCUACAAGGUUGUCAAGGAUGAGAAUGGGAAUGUGAAGCUCGAGUGCCCCGCUAUCGGAAAACAGUUCGCCGCCGAAGAGAUCUCGGCUCAGGUGCUUAGAAAGCUUGUGGAUGAUGCUUCUAAAUUUUUAAAUGACAAGGUGACUAAAGCAGUGGUAACGGUUCCUGCGUACUUUAAUGACUCACAAAGGACAGCAACAAAAGAUGCUGGUCGCAUUGCUGGGUUGGAAGUUCUUCGUAUUAUCAAUGAACCGACUGCAGCAUCUUUGGCGUAUGGAUUUGAAAAGAAGAACAAUGAGACGAUUCUAGUGUUUGACCUGGGAGGCGGUACCUUUGAUGUUUCAGUUCUGGAGGUUGGUGAUGGUGUGUUUGAGGUGCUUUCUACAUCGGGUGACACUCAUCUUGGUGGUGAUGACUUUGACAAGAGAAUUGUAGACUGGCUUGCCUCCAAUUUUAAGAGAGAUGAGGGCAUUGACCUUCUGAAAGAUAAACAAGCUCUACAGCGACUCACUGAGACAGCAGAGAAGGCCAAAAUGGAAUUGUCAACUUUGACUCAGACAAAUAUCAGCUUACCUUUCAUCACUGCAACGGCUGAUGGUCCCAAACAUAUUGAAACAACUCUCACUAGGGCUAAGUUUGAAGAAUUAUGCUCAGACCUUUUUGACAGGCUUAAAACUCCUGUGGAGAAUGCCUUAAAAGAUGCAAAGCUGUCAUUCAAGGAUAUAGAUGAGGUAAUUCUCGUGGGUGGAUCAACUCGCAUGCCAGCAGUCCAGGAACUUGUGAGGAAGAUGACCGGAAAGGAACCCAAUGUUACUGUCAAUCCUGAUGAGGUUGUCGCUCUUGGUGCGGCAGUUCAGGCUGGAGUCUUGGGUGGCGAGGUGAGCGACAUUGUUCUUCUUGAUGUCACUCCACUAUCUCUUGGUCUUGAGACAUUGGGUGGAGUGAUGACGAAGAUUAUCCCGAGGAAUACGACACUGCCCACUUCCAAAUCGGAGGUCUUCUCCACUGCAGCUGACGGGCAGACAAGUGUCGAGAUCAAUGUUCUUCAGGGCGAGAGAGAGUUUGUGAAGGACAACAAAUCACUCGGAAGCUUCCGACUUGAUGGCAUUCCUCCUGCCCCACGUGGUGUCCCUCAGAUUGAAGUUAAAUUUGAUAUUGAUGCCAAUGGAAUACUCUCUGUUACAGCUAUCGACAAGGGAACAGGAAAGAAGCAGGACAUUACAAUUACAGGGGCCAGCACCUUGCCCAGUGAUGAGGUGGAGAGAAUGGUGAAGGAAGCGGAGAAGUACGCCAAGGAGGACAAGGAGAAGCGAGAGGCCAUCGACACCAAGAACCAGGCGGAGUCUCUGAUCUACCAGACGGAGAAGCAAUUGAAGGAGCUCGGGGAGAAGGUCCCCGCCGCAGUGAAGGAGAAGGUGGAGGCAAAGCUCAGGGAGCUCAAGGACGUUGUCGCGGGUGGAUCAACCCAGGCCAUAAAGGACGCCAUUGCUGCCCUCAACCAGGAGGUGAUGCAGCUUGGCCAGUCCCUCUACAACCAGCCCGGUGGAGCCACACCCGGGGCUGGUACAGGUCCCGCCCCUGGGGCCGAUGCUGGUUCCGCAAGCAAGGGGACUGGCAAUGGUGAUGUGAUCGAUGCGGAUUUUAGUGAUAGCAAGUGAGCAGGGAGGAAUAGUUUUGUGUAUGUCUUUCCGAGAAAGAGCUUGAAGUUAAACUGGAGGUAGUUCUCUCCUUUUUUUUUAUUGGGGUCUCCAUCUGUCUAUUUGUAUAGGAUACUGUCAAAGGCGACUUUUGGUGUAGUUUUUUUUUUUUUGGGUUCCUUUUUUUCCCUUGUAAUGAGUGUGGAGCUUUUAAAUGAGAAAGAUCAAUAGAGAAAGGUACCUUAUUGGCUGGCGUAUUGGCUGGCGUAUUGA